Molecule: messenger RNA, 2339 nt
Organism: Sander lucioperca (pikeperch)
Lineage: Eukaryota; Metazoa; Chordata; Actinopteri; Perciformes; Percidae
Gene: adck5
Product: aarF domain containing kinase 5
Exons: 15
Coding region: 84-1943 (619 amino acids)
Source: RefSeq, a predicted model, not a curated record
AAGUUAUCUAACAUAUGUUUUGCUUUUUUGUCACUUGAAGAAUUAUAUAAUAAAGAGUAUAAAGCGGAAACAGAAGUAAGUAGAUGACCGGAGUGCACCCUCUCACUCUUGUCCUUACUCUUCGGCUGAACCAGUCAGACUACAGGAAGGGCAGUGUGGACAUCAGUGUGGAGCAGAGAUAUUUCAUUAUCCCAGGAAACAUGACAACAGGGGAGGCCACUCGAGGGUUAAGGUUGUGUCUGCAUCACAUGGCUCUGCUCCGAAGAUACCCACAUCCCGGCUCAUCACUCCAAACAACCAGAUCCUUCAGCUCACUCAGGGAAGGGAAGUGCAGAGGGCUGUUAUGGAAGACGCUAGUUGGCAUCUCCGUGGGUGUACCUGUGGCAGUGGGUGUCCAGUAUGCUGUGUCCCAACCCAGAGACAGGAGGAGGAUGAAGAUAGUGAUUGAAGGAUUUGGUCGCUUCUGCAGAUCUCUCUCUGUGGGAAUGUUAAUCUCUGUGGAUUACUGGUGGACCACCAAUAUGACUCUCCGUGGCCAAGAUGAGAGCAGUCCAUCCUACCUGGCCGAGAUGUCGGCAUGCCACCAAAGGGCGGCAGAGUGCAUGGUGGAAGGAGCCAUGAGCAACGGGGGACUGUACGUAAAACUUGGCCAAGGUCUGUGCUCCUUCAACCACCUCCUACCGCCCGAGUACAUCCGCACCCUGCAGAUACUGGAAGACAAGGCCUUAAACAGGAGGUCCAACGAGGUGGAUGUUCUCUUCCGGGAAGACUUCAACAAAACCCCCGAGCAGGUUUUUAAAACAUUUGACCACGAACCCAUGGCUGCCGCCAGCUUGGCCCAGGUUCAUAAGGCCGAACUGUUCGAUGGGACUCCUGUCGCUGUGAAGGUGCAGUACAUUGACCUCAGGGAUCGGUUUGACGGCGAUAUUAGGACGUUGGAGAUCCUGCUGGAUGUCGUCAAGUUCAUGCACCCCAGCUUUGGAUUCCGAUGGGUUCUUAAGGACUUGAAGGCUACACUGGCUCAGGAGCUGGAUUUUGAGAACGAGGCCAAGAAUUCCGAGAGGUGCGCAGAGGAGCUGAAACACUUACGUUUUGUCGUUGUACCCAAAGUCUUUUGGGAGCAAACCAGUAAGAGAGUGUUGACAGCAGAGUUUUGCGACGGUUGCAAAAUCAACAACGCUGAAGAAAUUAAAAGACAAGGCUUAAGUCUGAAAGAUACUGCGGACAAACUGAUCCGAACAUUUGCUGAACAAAUAUUCUACACUGGGUUCAUCCACGCUGACCCUCAUCCUGGAAAUGUCCUGGUGAGACGGGGUCCUGAUAACAAGGCAGAGUUGGUACUCUUGGACCACGGCUUGUACGAAUACCUCAGUCAACGUGACCGAGUGGCCCUUUGUAAACUCUGGCGGUCCAUAGUCCUGAGAGACGAAGCGGCGAUGGAGAAGUACUCCAAAGCCCUCGGCGUCAAAGAGUACUUCCUGUUCUGCGAGAUGCUGCUGCAGCGACCCAUCAACAUGCGCGAGCUGGGUCUGUCCAACAUCCUGAGUCGAGAGGAGACCACCUAUAUGCGCGAGAUGGCCAGCCACCGAUUCGAAAGCAUCAUGCGGGUGCUGAAGUCGAUGCCUCGGCCCAUGCUGCUCGUGUUCCGCAACAUCAACACGGUCCGGAGCAUCAACAUCACCCUCGGGGCACCGGUGGACCGCUACUUUGUCAUGGCCAAGAGUGCGGUGCGAGGCUGGGGGAAGAUUCAGGCAGAGAAGAGAGGGAUACUGCCCAGGCUCUGGAUCUUCCGCUGGGUGAGGACAACGUGGGAGGGCCUUAAGUUUGAACUGGCUUUGAGAUGGGAGACGGCAGCGAUGAGUCUGAUGCGUUCGUUCCUGAGCCUGCUGUCGUACUUUGGGUUUAUAUCUCUGGACGCAGACAUGUACGAGUACCUGAGGUAGCGCACAGAUGUGUCGGCACACUACGAAGGAACAGAAUAAGUACAUAUUGUUAUGUUCAAGCACAUGUUAAUGCAAUACAACAGCCUUUCACUUUUGUAGCAGCUUUAAAAGCCGGUGCUGCUCCAGUGUGCGCUUGGUUUCCACACCAAAUCAUCCUGGAUUCUGCUGUCAGACAUGACUGUGUUUUUUUUAUUUUUUAUAAAUGGGUGAGAAUGUUUUAAACUGCAUGACUGUGACGCACCAAACCCACUCCAGUGUCCACUCCCAGAGGCCUAUUGUAAAGUUUUUAAUUAAGUUAUUAGCAUAUAUAUUUAAUGGUAUUUACCUCUUCAAAUUAGUGUUGGUGUAAUCUUAGUACAGCAAAUUGUUUUUGAAAUUUUAAGCUGCAGUUUGUUU